Molecule: messenger RNA, 531 nt
Organism: Entrophospora sp. SA101
Lineage: Eukaryota; Fungi; Glomeromycota; Glomeromycetes; Entrophosporales; Entrophosporaceae
Source: the annotation of a GenBank genome assembly
AUGGUUAAUCAAGAAGAUUCAGAAAAUAAUAAAUUAAAAAUUGAUAUUCUUAAACCAGAGUUGCCACAUUUAGUUGAACUUGUUGAAAAAUGUAAAGCUAUAAAAAAUUUGACUUUUGAUCUUUUACAAAAAGCUGAAAGAGAUUUGCCUGAUGAUGGUGUAAAUCCUACAACAACUACAACAGAUCCUGCUGAAAUAGAUUCAACUAAACUUCAACUUGAUUAUUCGUUUAUGCAAUUGCGACAAUUAAAUCGUAAAUCAAAUUUAGAAAAAAAUUCAAAUAAAUUGGCAACUCAAGAAGCAAAAUUAGAAAUGGAUAGGAUUCAUUUACAAUUACAAGAUCUUAAUUAUAUGAAAACAUAUUUACAAAGAGAAAUUCGUAAAUGCAGAUCGUUCAGAUCGAUAUAUCAAAAAAUACCACUUAUAUUGGAAGAUGAAUUUAAAGUAACUCAUCCAGAAACAAUAAAUUUCUCACAACCAGAGGAUGCUUUAAAUGUUGGUGAUCCAUUGCCAAUGGAUACUGAGCAAUAA